AUGGUGUGUUGGUGUUCUUAUGUUGUGUUGUGUUGUAAUAAAAAUUAAUGACUGCUACGCGUAAGUUUUUGGUUAGCUAACUAGCCAAUUCUGGUAACUUCAGACAUUCAACAGUAAAAUAUAGAAUAUAAUAUAUAUCGUUGGUAGAAAAUGCCAAGCAAAAAGAAAAAAUACAAUGCACGUUUUCCUGCGGGAAGAAUCAAGAAAAUUAUGCAGACAGAUGAAGAAGUUGGUAAAGUUGCUCAAGCUGUUCCUGUAAUAAUCUCUAGAACUUUGGAGCUCUUUGUGGAGUCGUUGCUGACCAAGGCUAUGGAAAUCACCAGUGCUAAAAAUGCCAAAACUCUUACACCUUCACACAUGAAAAAAUGUAUUUUGUCAGAGCAGCGGUUUGAUUUUCUGAAAGAUCUUGUGAAGUCAGUUCAAGAUUCUGCCACAGGAGAUGAUGACGUAGCGACCAACAGCUCGGGACUACUCACACCCCCUGUACGCAGGGGUGGCUCCUAUCCCAGGGCAUUAGGGGAUAAUGCUUUUGUAAAGAAUGAAAAUGAAUUCAAAGAAGAAACGAUAGUAAUAGAGGAUAAUGUUAUCAAAGAAGAAGUAGAGGAAGAAGAAGAUUCUAUUAAAGAAGAAAUAGAUGAAGAGGAACCCACCGAGGUGGUAGCAAACUGUUCGACUCUUCAUCUGCGGCCGAACUUCUACUCCGAGACGACGGGAGAGCCGGCGGUUAGCAUACACCAGCCCCCUGUAGUCGGCGGUUACCCACCCCCAUAUCACCCCCACCCCUACCAGGAUCCUAACAGUUUAAACAGAUCCCCGAGGCUCGUCAUGGAUGAGGACUAUGAUACUUAACUCGCUCAAAGUGUCCCGUGUGGAUUUCGGCUGUAUUUUGCUGAUAACUAGUACAAAACAAGAUAAGUAGCGUUGGGAGGUGUUCCACAUGGUACACAUUUAAGUAUAAACUGUAAAUAUAUGUAAUUUUACUCUGUUCAAACUUGUUGGCUAUGAGAAACAAUUCGUGCCCCGUGACUGAAGGUGUUUGGUAGAUUUGAGAUUGCUCGUUGACUCGUAAUAAACUCAUGUUUCACAAAAUGUUAAGGGAAACAGGGGCCAAACACGUCACAAUUACUACGGUGUGGUCCUAUAGCAC
Molecule: messenger RNA, 1147 nt
Organism: Macrosteles quadrilineatus (aster leafhopper)
Lineage: Eukaryota; Metazoa; Arthropoda; Insecta; Hemiptera; Cicadellidae
Gene: NC2alpha
Product: dr1-associated corepressor
Exons: 5
Coding region: 151-849 (232 amino acids)
Biological process (GO): transcription by RNA polymerase II; negative regulation of transcription by RNA polymerase II; positive regulation of transcription by RNA polymerase II
Cellular component (GO): nucleus; negative cofactor 2 complex
Molecular function (GO): transcription corepressor activity; protein heterodimerization activity; transcription coactivator activity
Source: RefSeq, a predicted model, not a curated record